Molecule: messenger RNA, 2444 nt
Organism: Crotalus tigris (Tiger rattlesnake)
Lineage: Eukaryota; Metazoa; Chordata; Lepidosauria; Squamata; Viperidae
Product: zinc finger protein with KRAB and SCAN domains 7-like
Exons: 6
Coding region: 277-2418 (713 amino acids)
Biological process (GO): regulation of transcription by RNA polymerase II
Molecular function (GO): DNA-binding transcription factor activity, RNA polymerase II-specific; RNA polymerase II cis-regulatory region sequence-specific DNA binding
Source: RefSeq, a predicted model, not a curated record
CUUCCGCCGAUGCAGCGGCGGAGCGUCAAAGCGAAGCGAGGCAGGGAUUGAUGGGCGCAGCUGCGGCCGCGAGUCCCGGGGGGGCCCCCAGCGCUCGCACGCCCAGCGGACGGCGCCGGGGAGGAUAGGAGCCGCGCGGGUCCCGCCGCUGCCGAAGAACAGACUAGAGGAGAAAGAACAAGCAGGGCCAGAACUGGCAGAAGAACCAAACAUUGGGGCAGCUGAACCUCAGUUUACAUCUGGGAGACCAAGAUCAAAGGAGACCCAUUCGUUGGGAUGGAAGCGCGCUGGGAAACGCAAUGGCAACAAUUCCUCAAGACGCUUCAACCCUCUCAUUGCAGAGGAGGAAAUCCAGCAAGAUCAGGGAAUUCUCCCUGGGAGGAUCCCAAGGCCUUCCUGGCCUCCUUCGAACAGGUAGCCACAGCCUGCCGGUGGCCCAGAGAAGAGUGGAUGGUCCAUCUCCUGCCGGCCCUUUGUGGAGAAGCUGAAGAGGCCUUUCGGAGCCUGGACACCCUUCAUCAAGGGGAUUACGAGAACGUAACGGCCGCCAUCUUGAAAGGGGAAGCCGUGAAAACGGAGGCCCAGCGUCAGCGCUUCAGGCAGUUCUGCUGCCAGGAGGUGGAAGACCCACGGAGGGUUUACGGCCACCUCCGGGAGCUCUGCCACCAGUGGCUGAAGCCAGAGAGACACACCAAAGAGGAGAUCCUGGAACUGCUGAUCCUGGAGCAGUUCCUGGCCAGCCUCCCUCCAAAGCUCCAGAGCUGGGUUCAACCCAGGAGGCCGGACACGUGUUCCCAGGCGGUGGCUCUGGUGGAGGACUUCCUGCAGAGCCAGCAAAGGACCAAAUCAGAAACACGUCUGGACCCCCCAAAUAAAGAACUGGCUGAUUUUGAACAGGCAGAGGAGGACCCCCUGGAGUCUAUGAAGAGAGAAAACGUUGAAGUGGAGAUCAAAGUGCCAGGCCAUGGAACCAAAUCCCCAACUCACAUCAGCUCGUUGCUUCCUCUGGAAGGACCUGGAAUGGUCCAAGGUGGGCUGAAAGAGGAGCUGAUGGACCUCAAAGAAACAGAUGUGCGUUUGCAGGCAGCUAAGCAGAGGCUGACCCUCGCAGCCCACCAGAACGUGGCCUGGCAGGUCCUACAGGAAGAACAUGGAAAUAUAGGUUGUUUAAGUAAGGACGGUAACAGAAGGGAGAAUAGGGUUAAAGUGGAGAAUUUUCAAGGUGGAGAAGAUGCAGAAGAGCCAUGCAGGAGAGACCCCGUGAUAAGCCCUGGGAAUCUGCCAUCAUUAAAAGCUGAAAUGGAAGAAGAAAGUUGUGAAUCCAAUCAGCAGAGAUGGAAGCCACCGCUAGAAAUGGAGGAUACGCACAACAGACUCGAAAAGGAUCUUACUACUGCUGUGACAGAAAAGACCAACAAGGGUAAAGUGUCCAUGUUCUCCCAGUACGAUAGAAGAUACCUCUACCAGGUGGAACUAAAUCCAAUAACUUCUACGGAGAAAUUGGAGCAACAUCCUCAAAGAUUUGAGGACAGCUACCAGCAUACUUCAAACAUGAAUCAAGAGGAGAAACACAUGACAAGUGAGCAAAGGGUUGAAAUCUCUGAGAAUGGAACAGGGAAUAACUUGAAUGCUUACCUAAGUGACCAUCUCGGAGAAACACACAACAAUUCUCCUGAAUGUGGGAAAACCUUUACGAACACAAACUCACUAAGCAGGUUUCCGGUGUGCGCUCCUGAAGAGGAAUGGUACGAGUGUUCCCACUGUGGGAAGGGCUUCAACAAGGCAAAAUACUGGAAGCAGCACCAGAAAAUUCACACCGGGGAGAAGCCGUACAAAUGUUCCCACUGUGGGAAGUGCUUCAAUCAGUCGGGAAAUCUGAAGACUCACCAAAGGAUUCACACUGGCGAGAGACCCUACAAAUGUUCCCAGUGUGGGAAAUGCUUCAGUCACACCAACUGCUUGAAGAUGCACCAGAGGAUUCAUACUGGGGAGACCUACAAAUGUACUCAGUGUGGGAAAUGUUUCAGAGAGACGGGAAUCCUGAAGAGGCAUCAACGGACUCAUACCCGAGAGAGACCCUACAAAUGUUCCCAGUGUGGAAAAUGUUUCAGCCUGUCGGGAAUCCUGAAGAGACAUCAAAGGACCCACACCGGGGAAAGACCGUACAAAUGUUCUCAGUGCGGGAAGGGCUUCAAUCAGAUGGGAACGCUGAAGAAACACCAGCGAAUUCACACAGGAGAGAAGCCGUACAAGUGUUCUCACUGCCAGAAAUGCUUCAACGAGAGAGGAAAUUUGAAGAGGCAUCAGAGAAUCCAUGCCCGAGAGAGCCUUAACAUCAUUCAAGAAUUCAUCCUGGAAAACGACCAUAUCAAUGUUAUCAAGGUGGGAAAGACUUCUUCUACAGAGCAAGAAUUCUAAAGUGACUUUGAAAAAAAAAACAAAAA